AUGCUGGAAACAGCUCGAGAGCUCACCCUAGAGGCUGCACAGUCCGCAGCAAGCAAUCGAAGCUCGAAUACCGACUACUCUUCACGCACCUAUAGUAUUCCUCAUAUCAAAAAGCUUCUGGAUAGCCGCCAUGAGAAGGAAACUCUGGAUGGGCUGCGGAGGGUCAUUUCGUUGAUGUACCGUUCCGAACCUUCUCUCGAUUUCUUCUCGGCUGUCGUCAAGAAUGCAGCCAGCGCCAACCUCGAGAUCAAGAAACUGGUCUACAUUUACCUGGUACAUCAUGCGGAGGCCGAGCCGGACAUGGCGCUGCUGUCUAUCAACGCGAUCCAGAAGUCCCUGACCGACCAAAAUCCUCAGGCUGCUGCACUGGCUAUCCCGAAAUGCUACCGUCUAGAUCCGAAUACGCUGCCACAAUUGACCGGGUAUGUCGCAACCCUCCUGGGGGAUACACAAUACUUCGUCGUGGGUCCGGCGGUUGCUGCGUUUCUAGAGGUUUGCCCGGAAGAGAUUGAUUUGGUUCAUAAGCAUUACCGCAGCCUCGUCAAGAAGCUCGUCGAUAUGGAUGAAUGGGGCCAACUGGCGACUCUUCGUCUGCUGACCUUCUACGCCCGCCAAUGCUUUCCUCGUCGAACUCAAAGGGUAAAGGCGACUGUGUCGAAGCCCUUUUAUGAUGAAGAAACGGAGAACCAGCCCGCUCAGAGUGAUGGCGAGGGCCAUGAGGUACCAGUAACUGACGCUGACCUUGAACUCCUUCUCCGGGCUUGUAAGUUGCUGCUUCAUAAUCGCAACUCGGCCGUCAUAGUCAGUGUGGUUCGCUGUUUCCUCUACCUUGCACCCUCGGAAUAUCUCAUCUCAGCCAUCGGUCCCCUUGUGGCUCUACUUAGAAGUCCGCAAGACAUGCAACUCAUCGCGCUCUAUAACAUUGUUGCCGUUGCCUUGAGGGAGCCCAAGCCUUUCACGAAAUAUAUUGCCCACUUUCUAAUUCAUGCCAAUGAUCCCCCGCAUAUCUGGCGCCUGAAGUUGGAGGUUCUGACGAUCAUCUUUCCCCAUUGCGGGAAGCAUUGGAAGAGUGUUAUCAUCAGCGAGCUUGAGCACUUUUCUAAGGGUACUGACCCUGAACUGGUUCGAGAGAGUGUACGAGCUCUUGGUCGCUGUGCCCAAGGAGACGCCACUACUGCAGCCCUGUGCCUACGUAUUCUUCUCGGCCAGGUCGCUAGUCUGGAUGGGAACCUUGUUUCCGAAUCUCUCACUGUCAUCCGCCACCUGAUUCAGCAAGAUCCGACCUCGCAUAAGCAGACUGUCAUUCAACUCAUCACGCACCUUGGAACCACAACCAAUCCUGAUGCCCGGGCUUCCAUCAUCUGGCUGGUUGGUGAGUUUGCGGGCGCGGACCCGGGACAUAAUAUUGCGCCGGAUGUUCUCCGUAUCUUGAUCAAAAGCUUUGCCGAUGAGCCGGAGGUUGUCAAGCAGCAGAUCGUACUCCUUGGUGCAAAGGUAUAUCUCCACCAUCUCCUACAAAACCCAUUACAGGAGUCAACGCAGGCCGGCUCUUCAUCUCUCUCGGAACGCCCCGCGAACCUCGAACAGGAAAUCCGCAACGAAUGGAGCGAAGAGCGAGCAGAAGAAGAGAAACGCGGCGAUGACGCCAUUGACGUACAAGAAAAUGACAAGGGAGAGAUUGAGGCGAAAGAAGACGGAGAGGACCGUAUUACUUUACUAUGGCGCUAUAUUCUCCUUCUUGCUCGCUACGACACCUCAUAUGAUCUACGCGAUCGCGCCCGUCUCUACAAAGCCCUCCUCGCCAGCCCGUCUUCCACCCAAUUAGCGAAUCUGCUACUUUUGGCGCCCAAGCCCGUUCCCCAUGCCCCAAGCCCUUCGGAAACUCGCAAGGAUCUGCUUAUUGGAACUGCAACACUUGUUGUUGGUUCUGACGCUGGCUACCAUGGCCUAAGGGGUUACACCAACCUUCCUCCUUGGGUUGAGGCAGGACAAGAGCCUGAUCCAAGUCUUCGCAUGGAAGAGGUCAAGACAGAGGCACCUUCGCUUCAAGCUUCUAUGACCGCCGGCGAACGUUUAGACAAAGCGCUCCGUGAACAUCAGACCACUGACCCGCGACGCCGGCAGGCUGCAACAGGUGCAGCUGUUGGGAAGAAGAAUCUGGAUCAGUGGCUCGAUGAGGAAGAGGAAGAAACAGAGUCGGAGACAGAGACAGAGAGCGAGUCCGGAACUGAGUCCGAGGAAGAGACCGAUUCGGAAGAAGAAUCCGGUUCUGAAGAGGAUGAGGAUGAGGAUGAGACCGAUUCUGAGAGCGAGGCUGUUCAUAAAGAGGCGCAGCAGUUGCUUACACAACCCGGCUCGAAGCCUUGA
Penicillium waksmanii is the source of this 2367-nucleotide messenger RNA. Its product is annotated as AP-3 complex subunit beta. NCBI's taxonomy places the organism in Eukaryota, Fungi, Ascomycota, Eurotiomycetes, Eurotiales, Aspergillaceae. The coding region runs from base 1 to 2367 and encodes 788 amino acids. Gene Ontology annotation, cellular component: membrane coat; AP-3 adaptor complex. The record is from RefSeq and is a predicted model, not a curated record. The transcript has 4 exons. Gene Ontology annotation, biological process: vesicle-mediated transport; intracellular protein transport.